UUGAAGGCGUUCUGCAGGGCAGAGCGAAAACAAUUUUCGACCAGUUCAUUGCUCUUCCUCUUCAUAUCGUGCACGGCUGGUCUGAGUUUGAUCAAUUCGUCUACUCAAGAGCAAAAUGUGGAUAUUUCUACGCUCGAACCGCAAUCUUCUCACAAGGCGCCACUGUUGUUCUCGAAGAGCAGUUUACUAUAGCACUGCGCAAACCCAACACUCAGUGCGGGAAAUCAGCAACAUUCUCAGCCUCGACAAUUGGCACCUUCACAUGGAUUCCCCAAGCAUCCUCUCCAAGCUAAAUCCGGAUGUAAUCCGAUCUGUCGUACACCAAAAUCGCAUGGGUGACCCACGGCGUCUUCUCAGCUUCUUCCAUUGGUCCGAACAAAAAAUGGGUAUGCUUCGAGAUUUAGAUACCUUAUGUAUUCUUGUUGUUUCUCUCUGUGAUUCGAAGUUGUAUGGCCCUGCUUCUGACAUCAUUGGCCGUAUGGCGCGAGAUUUCAAGCCUCCAUUCGAUAUUUUGGGUUCUAUUUAUAGUUAUUAUAGCGAGGCGAGUAAUCAGAGGUCUGAUUCAGUGGUUUUUGAAAUGUUAAUUGAUAGUUACAGGAAAUUGGGUUUGGUGGAUGAAGCUUCUCGUGUGUUUUUGGAGUCCCAGAGGAUGAAUUUUGUGCCUCGUUUAUUGACUGCCAAUUCAUUAUUGAGUGACUUGUUAAAGGUGCGUCAAUUAGACUUGUUUUGGAAGGUUUGUGAAAAAAUGUCUGCGAUGAAUAUGUCAUUUGAUGCUUAUACUUACACAUCUAUAAUUAACGCACACUUCAAGUCUGGUAACACUUAUGAGGUGACAAGGGUCCUCAAUGAAAUGGUAGAUAAAGGUUGCCGACCAACUAAAGUGACUUAUAAUGUGAUUAUUGAUGGUUUGUGUAAAGCGGGGUUACUUGGUGAAGCAAUGAACAUGAAAAAUUAUAUGGUUGAGAAUCACUUGGCCCCAGAUAAAUUCACUUAUUCGGCUCUAAUUAAUGGCUGUUGCAUGACAAAGCACCUCAGUGAAGCAAAAUUAAUUUUAUCGGAAAUGUCUAAUGUGGGGUUGAAGCCUGAUUUGCUUAGCUAUAAUACUAUCAUUGAUGCUUUUAUGAAGCAAGGUAAUGUGGAAGAGGCUUUUAAAAUGAAGGAUGAAAUGUUCAAAAAUGGUUUCAUUGUAAAUUCGGUCAUAUAUAGCACGCUUCUUAAUGGCUUGUCUAAGGCUGGCAGAAUGGACAGGGCUGGAGAAAUUCUAGAUGAGAUAAAAACUUUAGGAAUUAAGCUGAACUCUAGAAUUUACACAACUUUGAUUGAGGGAUACUGUAGGAAGGGCGAUAUGGAUACUGCCUUUAAGUUAUUUGAUGAGAUGAAGAAGCAAAGCUUGACACCCACUGAGAUAACUUAUAGUGUUAUUAUUAAUGGGCUCUGCAGACGUGGUAAACUCCCUAAGGCUGAUGAUUUCUUGGAGGAAAUGAUUGGAAGUGGUUUAAAACCAAAUGUUGUUACCUUCACUGCUCUUCUUUCAGCUAAUGCCAAGGAAGGUAGAGUUAAAAAGAUGAGAAAAAUAUUGGAGAGCAUGAGAGAACAGGGGAUCAUGUUAGAUGUAUUUUGCUAUAAUUCUAUUAUUGUCGGGCUAUGUAGGGCCCAGAAGAUAGAAGAAGCAAAGGCUUAUUUUCAUGAAAUGUUAAAAUUUCAAUUAAAGCCUAAUACGUAUACAUAUGGAGCUUUUAUCCAAGCAUAUAGUAAGUCAGGAAACAUGCAGAUGGCUGACUUGAUUUUUAAUGACAUGAUAGAGAAUGGUGUCAUGCCAGAUGAUGUAAUUUAUACACUCUUAAUUGAUGGCCACUGCAAAACUGGGAACAUAACUGAAGCCUUCACCAUAUUUAGGAGCAUGCUUGCCAGAGGUGUUUACCCAGAUGUUAAAGCAUACAGUGUGCUCAUUAAUGGUCUUUCAAGGAAUGGAAAAAUGCAAGAAGCAAUGACCCUCUUUUCAGAGUUAAAUAGCAAAGGGUUGGCGCCAGAUGUUUUUACUUAUGGUUCUAUCAUUAAUGGCUUCUGUAAACAAGGUGAAAUGGAGAAAGCUUUUCAGCUUCUUGAAGAAAUGAAUGAAAAAGGCAUAGAACCUGAAAUUGUUAUUUAUAAUAUCUUAAUUGAUGGGCUAUGUAAGGCUGGUGAGCUUGAAAGGGCUAAGAACUUAUUUAAUGUCCUACUGGAAUCUGGUUUGGUUCCAAAUAAAGUGACAUAUGCCACAAUUAUAAAUGGAUACUGCAAAUCUGGAAAUUUGGAUGAGGCUUUACUGUUGGUGAAUGUUAUGACUCAGAAAGGUAUCCAACCUGAUAGCUUUAUCUACAAUACCCUUCUCAGUGAAUGCUGCAGAAAUGGUCAAUUAGAAGUGGCUCAAAAUCUACUUGAAGAAAUGUUGCACAGGGGCAUGGCCUCUACUGUCUCUUAUAACAUAUUACUUGAUGGUUUCUGCAAAAAUAACAGGCUGCAAGAAGCCUAUCAUUCUUGGGAAGAGAUGUCGGAAAAGAAGAUUUUACGUAAUCAUGUCACAUACACAAUUCUGAUUGAUCACCAUUGUAAGGCUCAAAACAUGGAGAAAGCUAAGCAGCUCUUCAUUGAGAUGCAGGCGAGAGAUCUGAAACCAACUGUUGUAACAUACACAUCAUUAAUGCAUGGUCACAGCUUGGUAGGAAAUAGAUAUGAAAUUCGUGCUCUGUUUGAAGAGAUGGUGGCCAUGGGGAUUGAGCCAGACAUGGCUACCUAUAGAUUGAUGAUUGAUGUUCACUUGAAAGAAGGGAAGAAUGAAGAAGCCUCAUGUUUGAAGGAUGAGAUGCUGAAGAAGGGGAUGCCUGUGAGUACAGAUAUGAAUAGUUGUCUUAGUAGCGUUAUGGGAAAUUGAAAAACAAUGGGGUUGUCAAUUUGCAUAAUGAGGCGAAUCAUCUGGGCUUUGCAUUGUAUAUAGGGAGCUAGAGACAGUCAUGGGUUUCAAAGUCUAGAAGUUUAAGUUAUUUAUUGGGGAUGAGAAUGAUAUGAUAUGGAGGAUAUAACAGACUUUCAACUACCUGAGGGAAAUGACUUGGGUACUAAUUAAUAUCUGUGCCAACAGCAUUAUGAUUUUUUUGCUCGUUUACUGCUAUGAAUCCAUCCUGUUGGCUGCACAUAGACCUGGAAGAGCCAAGGAAAGAUGAGAAUUAUCUAUACUCUAUAGCUGAUGACAUUUUUUUUGUGGUAAAUUUUGCAGAGCUAUGCUUGGAGAACUGCAGGAGGUUCUUGAGGAGAUAGAAGAAGAAAGACAAAAUCAAGGUUUGUCAUUGGAAGAGGUUUUGAUUGAAGGCGAAGGUACUGAUAAAGGAAUUGUACUAGUGGCAUGUGAAGACGAACGUUCAUGUUUGCAGCUUGAAG
This is a messenger RNA of Prosopis cineraria, 3414 nucleotides long. Its product is annotated as pentatricopeptide repeat-containing protein At5g61990, mitochondrial. Bases 116 to 2911 code for a protein of 931 amino acids. Gene Ontology annotation, molecular function: protein binding. The record is from RefSeq and is a predicted model, not a curated record. The transcript has 2 exons. NCBI's taxonomy places the organism in Eukaryota, Viridiplantae, Streptophyta, Magnoliopsida, Fabales, Fabaceae.